AUGCUGGACGUGGAUGUGGGCGCAGUGCUGGACCUUGGGAAGGUGACGAGCAACGGGAACCAUGUGCUCCGAGCGAUCAAGAUCCGUAACCACGGGGAGGGGCCGAUGCUGGUCCACCUGAGCUCCGAUCGUCCUCAGGAAAUCAGCUUCCAGCUGCAUAAUGACAACCUGCCAGACAGUGACUCGAGCUCGAGUGCAUCGCUAGGAGCUGAGAACGACUUCAAUCAGCUCUUCAACACUAUAGGAAUUAUCCACGAGCUUCAGAUCCCAGCUCGGAGCGAGCAGAGAGUCGUGCUGACCUACCUUCCCGCACGGUACGACUGGGAGAACCAAGAUGACGCCUUGAGCUCGAAGCAGACGAUCAUUGGAGGGCAGCGAGACGCGGUCUCCCUUACCUCGAGCAAGAGCGUCAUCGGGCCAGUCUCAGGGACGGUCAACUCGCCUGUGUCCGUGUCCGGGACCUUGAACUUCACCGGAAAGAUCCUCGGGGGAGGGUCGACGGAGGGAGGGGAGAUCCACACCUGCAGCGUCAGGCUGCUUGCUCAAGUGUGCAAGUCGGUGCUGGCACUGCAGCCCACGGAGAUCAUGCUGAGCUCCUGCGUGCCCGGAGGCAUCUACUACCGCGACUUCACUCUGCUGAACCUCUCGAACAUCCCCUUGUACUUCUCCAUGAUCCUCUCCCCCGCCACCAGCCAGGCGGUUGCGAACAAGACGCUCAAGCUGUCAGAGAAGCCGAGGAAGUGA
Messenger RNA from Guillardia theta CCMP2712, 744 nucleotides. RefSeq lists its product as hypothetical. The coding region runs from base 1 to 744 and encodes 247 amino acids. The transcript is spliced from 2 exons. The record is from RefSeq and is a predicted model, not a curated record. NCBI's taxonomy places the organism in Eukaryota, Cryptophyceae, Pyrenomonadales, Geminigeraceae.